Messenger RNA from Rhopilema esculentum, 6133 nucleotides. RefSeq names its product WD repeat-containing protein 97. NCBI's taxonomy places the organism in Eukaryota, Metazoa, Cnidaria, Scyphozoa, Rhizostomeae, Rhizostomatidae. Gene Ontology annotation, molecular function: protein binding. The record is from RefSeq and is a predicted model, not a curated record.
UACAAGAUAAUUUGCUGGGGCAGGGUCGUAACAAGGUCUUCCUUUUCAUCUUUGCCGACUAAAGAAUGUUGCCCUGGACUUAAUCUUUGGUAUUAAAGCCAGACGCAUUGGCGGUACAUAAAAAUUAAGUGACGGUGAAAUUGAGGGCAAUCAUAUCCACCUUGAACCUGAUGUUUGGUCAUACGUAUGUUAAUCAAGUAGGACACAACUUGCCAAUUAUACCGAGGCAUCGUUCAAAGCUGGCGCAGAAACAGCGCAAACAGUUAGCUACGACAGAAGUAAAGUGCCUAUUUGCAGCAACGUUUUCUUCUACUGUCAUAAUGAUUCCUAUUUCUGCUAUUGUACCUGCAUUUAUAUUGACAAUGGACACUCGAGAACUGCCCUUGUCAAAUUUGGCAGCAACUAUUGAGAAGAGAAAUUUGACAGAAAAUUGGACAUGUAAAUCUACAGGCAAACAAAAAAACAUUUAUCUCUUAAAAUUGUAUUAAAGUGAAAAUCAUAUCAGUACUGCAAUAACCUACCAAAAAGUGUAUUGUUGUAAAUUUUCCCUAGGAGGAUACGUUAUACGUACAUAAAAUCCAACGUCAGAAUUACAUAGCAGUUGAAUGUUCCUGCAUAUAAGAUUCAUGCCUUUCUAAACAUAUUUUUGAUCGUUGCUCUGUCUAAAAAAAUGAAGGGGAUUAGUUUUCCUAUGUCCCCCGCGCCUCCACCACUCUCGUCCGUGUCGCAUAGAUGGUUGCAUAGUAACCUAAAGCUGUGAUUGUUUACUCGACCCAGAUCCACUAGAAACGCAAUCAAUAAUUAAAAUGGCGGUUGACUUGAAAUGGCCGAGUAAUAUCGACGUACCAAAGAUUUCCCAGAAAAGAUAACGAGACUAGGAAACAAAUUUGGCACAUCUACUUUGAUUCAAAGAAUGUCUACGCAAACUAUAACUUCAAAUGGUAAUAAAGACAGUCCAAAAUUGACUGCCAGAAAACACUGGGGCACCAUCCGCAGGAUUGCUACAAGGGAAGAGGAUGAGGAAGAUGCAACCCAGAUUUUAACAGGGAAAUCAAUCACCCAUGGUAUCUACAAAACAGCUACACUGGUGUCUCAAACUGGAAUUGCUUCUGUUACACACAAUUUGCAUUCUGGCCAGUAUCUUAUCCUUUUUGAAGACGGAAAUGUUGAGGUUUUUCUUAAAGAUGGAAGCAGAGAAAAAGUUCAGCCCCAAGAGCUAUUCAAUGGAAUUAUUUAUGCUUCAAAAGCAAAAUUAUAUGUCACAUGGAAUGAUAAAAAUCUAAUGCAGCUCUUAACACAAAAAUUUGACUUGAUAAGCAGUGCUCCAUCAUCAGGAAAUAUCAAUUGCACUAUAUACAAUGAAUUCAAAAAUGAAGUUAUAUCUGCAAGCAGUGGAUCAGUUACUGUUUGGUCUUUUCGAAUGAACAACACUUUGCUUGUACCGAAGUUGACAAUAACGGAUAAACUCGAUAAGAAUGAUGAAGUAACAAUUGUUGUCGCUGAGCCAACAUCUAGCAAAGGCCAAAGGCUGUUUGUUGCAAUAAAAAAUGGUCUAAAGGUAUUCAGACUGAGUGAUGGUCAUUGCAUUGCACAGAUGCCUGACUUGCACAAAAGAGCCAUAACAGAUAUGCUUUUCUACCAACCGUUGCAAGUCAUCAUGACAGCUGCAGCCGAUGGCUCAAUAAAGUUGUGGGACAACUCUUGUAACCUUCGCUCCGUAUUCAUUGGGCACACAAAUGCUGUCACAUGCCUGUCAUCAUUCCAGAAAGGUCCUCUUGUAUUGUCUGGGUCGAGAGACGGGUCUUUGAGACUAUGGAAUGUUGACACAAACGAAGAGGUGGAGUGUGUUGAAGCAGAGCAACCUAUCAACGGAAUGUGCCGAAGAUUCGGAGAGGAGGACUUUUUCACUUUUACAAGCAGUUCUCUAGUGUUUUGGAAAAUCAACAACGUUUAUAAAAUAUUCACUGUUAUUGGAAGCAAGGCAAAAAUUAUGAAAACUACAACUCAUCCCGGGGUUCCGCCCUUAAGCUAUUACAUAUGCGAAGAUGCUUGUGUACGAAUGACCUGUCCAAAAAAUGGCAAUGUCAUCACAACAAUGUUAUCACCGCAAUCAAAGCGAAUAAUAGACGCAGUGUAUGCAGUAGCUGAAGGAGUGUUACUUGUGUUACUGCGGGAUGGAAUGAUAAUGAAAUGUUCAGCGAAGACUAACCCAUGUACCAUAGAAGAGGGCUGGAACACUGACAAAAAUGGAGCUGGAAGUAAAUGUACUGCAUUUUGUCUGUUUGAGCACGUCCUUCAGGAAAAGUUGGUUGGAGAUAGGUGGAAAGAUCUAGUCACACAAAAGCAAUUUGAAAAUGCAAGCCAAGCUGUUGAAUCAGCUUCGAAUGAAAAAAUUAACAAAGAAAGGGACAGAACGCUGUUAAUAGGUGGCUGUGAAAAUGGAAAGCUUGUUGUAUUGAACUGGACUGGUCUGAGAAACAAAGGAAAAGUGUCCUUCUCCAUCGAGGCACACAGAGGAAGCAUCGUGUCCUUAGCAAGCAAUACUACAAUGAAUCAAAUUGCCUCGUGUAGUAGCGAUAAAACCAUUCGCAUUUGGCGCGUUUUCCCAUUUGCGGAAGAUGCCCUUGCUCCGAUGAUGUUUAUUUUGAACAACGAGCCUGCGACUCAUUUGGUCUACAGCAAACACAGACUGUGUGUUGUACUUCAGGAUCCGUCAACUGCCACUUUCAACGUCACUAUGUUUAAAACAACAGACACCGAACCAGUGAGAAUAGAACACGGUGCUGACGAUGAUCAUUUGGAUACGAUAACGGCCCUGUGUUGUUGUUCCAAGCUAAACAUCUUUGCGUCUGCUAGUGCAGAUGGAACCAUACGGAUAUGGGAUGAACAAAACAGGAACGUGAGGAUUAUAAAACUACACAUCAAGCCAUCCAGCUUAUGCUUUUGUAGUCAAAGAGGGGAUUUAUUGGUUGGAAUCGGAGAGCAUGUUUCAAGGAUCCCCUACAAAAGAUACCUGCCAGAAAAGCUGAUACGCCGUAUGGUUGCUGUAAGAUUCAACGAUUCCCGAGGCAUCAAAUCCAUUGAAAUUGAUAAAAGCGUUCUUGAAAAGCUGGACGUUGACCAGAAGCAUCGACUGUUGAAAGCUCGAAGCUCAGAUUCUCUUCUAGCUAAAUUUGUUGACAUUAUCCCAUUUGAUGAGCUGGAAGAGAGGAAGCUGGAAGAGAAAGAGAGAAAUAUGGCUGUUUCUAUUCUGAAAAAACGCGAUGAUGAUUUGACAAAGCUGCGUGAUGGUGAGAUUGCUGCAAGAAAGAAACCAGCUCCUUCCGAGACGGUACGUGAAGAGGCGUGGAGGAAGUAUCUUGAUAUUUUUUACAACAGAAGCUCUGUCCCUGUUAUUGAUAAUAAUCUAAUGGACGAUGAGGAUGAAGAACAGUACACUCCUUAUGAGGCGCGUGAUUCAUACAAGCCGGAUCGUAACAACACCGGAUUUUUUUCAAUCUCCACGGAGCCAUCUGAUAUCAAGAAAAUGGCAACAAAAUUGAAGGAGCUCGAUACAGAAAAGAAAGAGACAAACAAUUGUAAGACGGAAAAUGAAAGGUCUUUAUCUUGGAGCUCUGAGUUUGGAUCAAGGAAUAGAGAGAUGACAAGACCGUUGAGUGUCGGUCUGAGACCAGAUAUACACGAGAGAUCCCAGCUGGUGUUGCUUCGAAGGAUUUUGUCAGCUCCGCCUAAGUUUAAAUCCUUUAAAAAUCUGACUGAUAUUAAAAAAGGCUCUGAUGCUGUUGAAGUUGGCACUAGGAUCAUUGAAGUGCCCCUGGCGCCAGACUUUCCAUCGAAUUUUGAAACACUGAGGAAUCUGAACAGAAGCAUAACAGAUCGGCAAAAAACAUUCAAUGAAAACAGAAAGGCACGAGGAAUGCUUCCAGUUGCUCCUGAUGGGUAUUUGCCAAAUUCAAUAAUUGUUGCUUUGUACAAAGAGUUGAAAAAAGAAGAGAAGGUUGAGGAGAAAGAGUGGAAGCCUAAACAGCUGACAGAGAAGCAGCUUGAAGAAUUAGAAACAUUCAAGAAAAGGAAGAAAAAGUUCACUGUGGAAGAAAAACCCGACGAAGAGCCUGUAAAAGUCAACGAAGUAAGGUCGUCUAUUUUCGAACAAUUCAAAUUGCUGUCAGAAUCGCCGUCAUCAGAAAAAGAAUUAGAUCUAGAAACCCCACCCCCGACACCCCCAAAAUCGCCCACCCCAGAACCAACGCCCGAGCCUCCAGCUCAAGAGCAACCCAAAGUCGUGAAACCGCUGAAACCAAUCGAGAAGCUCGUGUCAAGACCGGUUGUUAAAAGAACGCCGACACCUCCACGUGAACCAAGCCCUCCGCCACCCCCUCGACCUGUGACUCCCCUUCCUGGAUUCAUUGUUCAGUUCAAAGGCCAAGAGUGGUUUGAAAAGCUAUUUCCAAAUGCAACGCCGGAGCUGUUUCCAAAACCUUGGACUAUUGUUGGAUUCGUACAGUUGUUACUUGACUGCCUGAAAAAGGAGCAAAACUUUGAUAUCAAGACACAAAUAUGUGCAGCAAUCCUGAUACUUCACAGGCAACACCCUUUCAAUACUGAAACAGUCAAUUUGGUACAGAAUGCUCUUAUAGUACAGUUGAACAUUCCCCUUGAACCUUCAACUGAUGACUCUGAAAGCAAAAAUCGUUUUAUCAAGCUUUCGCUCACAACCCUUGCUUCGUUAUCGAUACACGACGUGCAGUUUAUAUUAGAGCUGAUGGCUCAGUACAUCACUGCAGAUUUUGAAACAAGGCAUCAUGCCAUACAGAUUUUCCAUGAAAUUGGACUUCAGGACCCCCACAGCUAUUUCACAAGGGAGCUUGAAACCUUCACCACCUACGGAAUCUUUGAUAAAGUCCACAAGAAGCAAGCAAUAAAGGAUCAAUGCAAAGAUUGGUUAGAAAAAUGGAUGCAGUUAUUCAGUGAACAUAUUGCUUCCCUUGCCGGCAAAAUCUACCGAGCAAAGAAGGGUAAUGUUGUCAGGGGCACAAAAAACCCGAAAACAAAUACGAAAGGCAUUCUAAAGAAGAACAAAAAGGAAUCGGCUUAUGAUUCAAGUGGAAGAAAGAUCACUUUCAUGCCGAAUGACUUCAUAAGUGAUGCUGCAAAGAACGUGAUGCCAAUUGAUGCUAUCAAUUAUUUCUGUGAAAUGGAAUAUCAAAAUGAACUCGAAAGAGCACGAAAUGCUACUGCUGCCCCUAGUGAAGAAACGACAAAAUCUGAUCGCUUGAGAAACACAGUCGUUAUUCUUCCAAAGAUUGAUGGGUAUCGAAGCCUUGCACGUCUUGGCGAAACACAUCAAAGCUGCUGCCAUCCUGAGAGAGAAACAGCAUUGGCAUAUGAUGGUCGACUACCACCCAUUCACCAGUCAAAGCAGGACAACUUUAACCAAGGCCUGCUUCUUCGUCUAAGUACUCUAACGCUUAACCCGUUUCCCAAUUUACUGGAUGAGCUUCUCUAUGAACCAUUUGCUAACAGCAAUCUCAUAACACUAAGAUCAGCACCAAAAUAUUUCAUUCCAUCGCAUACAUACGCCGGAAACAUGUAAAAUUAAAGAAUGUUACUCUAUAGCUCCUGUAUAUAAGUAAAGCUUCAGCUAAUCAUAUGUUUAAUUCACAACAGUGAAAUAGUGAAGAAGAACAACAGUGUUAAUAGUAACAUAUUUUGUAUCCUUGAACAUACCUUACAUUUUUUAUGGAAAACAUAUGUAAAAUGUAGAAUCUGAUCCUUGGACAAAUAUUUUUCAUGCGAACCUAGGUUUUCAAUACCAAUUUCUGUAUAUAUAUGGUUGCUAUGAAUUUUUGUAUCAUCUAAUGAAUAUCCAUUAUUGCAAUUUUGUAAAAAGUUUUUUAAAUGUGUUUUAGGAGCUCUAAUUCCAUCUACCAGGUUUCAGUUUCGUCUUUGAUACAUAAUGUUAUAGUAAAAUUGAUCAACAGCUCGAUGCUCUAAAUUUGAAAGAUCAACUUCUUUUUACAUUGUACAAUGUAGCUGUAUUAAAUGUGUUAAAGAGGAUGUUAAAUGUCUUUAAUACACAAUCCUUGUGUAUUAAAGAGGAUAAAAUGCAAUAUGGAGGGCCUUGUUGUUUAUG